Diceros bicornis minor is the source of this 2184-nucleotide messenger RNA. It is a transcript of the gene LRRC10B, whose product is annotated as leucine rich repeat containing 10B. The record is from RefSeq and is a predicted model, not a curated record. The transcript has a single exon. The coding region runs from base 177 to 1055 and encodes 292 amino acids. NCBI's taxonomy places the organism in Eukaryota, Metazoa, Chordata, Mammalia, Perissodactyla, Rhinocerotidae. Gene Ontology annotation, molecular function: protein binding.
GCGGGGCCCCAAGCGGGCGCCUCCUCCCGGCCCGGCACGGCCCCCCUCCCGGCGCAGGGGCAGGCCGGGGCGGGGGGCCCCGGAGCCGGCGUGGCCUGGGCCCCGUCGGGGAGGCCGGGGGUCGGCCAGGGCGGGGAAAUGCCGGGCGGCGGCGGCCCCGGCCGGGGCCGGUGACCAUGGGCAUCGCCGAGUCCACGCCGGACGAGCUGCCGUCGGACGCGGAGGAGCAGCUGCGCAGCGGCGAGCAGCAGCUGGAGCUGAGCGGGAGGCGGCUGCGGCGGCUGCCCAGCGCCGUGUGCGCGCUGAGCCGCCUGCAGAAGCUGUACGUGAGCGGCACGGGGCUGCGCGAGCUGCCCGAGGAGAUCGAGGAGCUGCGCGAGCUGCGCAUCCUGGCGCUCGACUUCAACAAGCUCGAGCGCCUGCCCGACGGCCUGUGUCGCCUGCCGAGCCUCACGCGCCUCUACCUGGGCGGUAACAGGCUGCUGGCGCUGCCCGCCGACUUCGCGCAGCUGCAGAGCCUGCGCUGUCUCUGGAUCGAAGGCAACUUCCUGCGGCGUUUCCCGCGGCCGCUGCUGCGCCUGGUGGCGCUGCAGUCGCUGCAGAUGGGCGACAACCGGCUGCGCGCGCUGCCCGCCGAGCUGCCGCGCAUGACCGGCUUGCGCGGCCUCUGGCUCUACGGCAACCGCUUCGAGGAGUUCCCGCCCGCGCUGCUGCGCAUGGGCCGCCUGCACAUCCUCGACCUGGACCGCAACCGCCUGGGCGGCUUCCCGGACCUGCACCCGCUGCGCGCCCUGCGCGUCUUCUCCUACGACCACAACCCGGUCACCGGGCCCCCGCGCGUCGCUGACACCGUCUUCCUCGUGGGCGAGGGCGCCGUCGAGCGCAUGGCCGAGCGUGACGAGCCCACGCCCCGGCCGCCACCCCGGCGCCCAGCGCGGGCCUUCGAGGAUGAGGAGGAAGAAGACUUGCUUAUAGGGGGUGGGGACUCCCGGCCUCUGGGGCCCCCCAGGGGCAGCCUCCGCGCCCUGGAAGCCGCUCCAGGACUGGGCACCUGAGCCUAUGCUCUGGGUGAUGGACUUCGGCCACUGUGGGAGGAUGGGCUCUGGGAAGGUCUGUGGGACCGGUGGGCCCCUACUUGGGGCAGAGGAGGGACCACUUUGGGCCAGCUGUCGGGGACAGGUAGGCCUGGGGGCCAUCUUCUUGGGUAGUAAGAAGACUGCCUCGUGGCCAAUCUCUGGACAGUCCCUCCGAGCAAGAAGUCCUGGCCCUGUCCAGUCUCUGAUAGAGUCAUGGACAGUACAACAGAGGUGCCAGCUUCCUCCCGGAACCAGGGUCACCGCUGUCCACGAAUCACCACCUCGGCUGAGUCUGGAGGCCCCGGGCGCCCACCAACCUCCCUCCUGGAGUUUGGGUCUCCUAGACCCACACUUUCUGGUGCAGGAGCCACUGCCUCCGGGGGGACCGAAUGUCUGCGGGAGGCAGAACUGCCCUUGGAGGAGGGCCCGGCCCAGGGGCAGGGGCUUGGAGUCCGGGCCCGUCCCCAGGACAGAAAUGGUAAACUGAGGCUGGGGUCCUAACACCACAGCUGCCCUUGCCCCUCCGCCAGGGCUUACCGUACAUACCUCCCUCUCUAGGGCCCCUAAAAUUUGUACGGGGAAGCGAGGGCUUAGAAGGCAAGGUCUCCACUACUGCCUUUUAUUCUGUUCUCUUCUCCCAGCCUGUGCCUGGAAACUUGCUGGGAGAAGAGAACUCCCUCCCUUCCCUACAGCCUGAGCCUUCCAGCUGUCAAGUUUGAAAAGAAGCCACUGUGCCUCUAGGGCCUCCUGCACCCAAGAGAGAGGCUCUCUGCUCUGAGAGGCUGCUCCAGCACCUCUCCCACUGCCUGCACUCUGCAUUCCCUUAAAUGGGCACCGUCAGGGUGGCUGGCACGGCGUGGGGCAUGGGACGAGCAUUGUGUGCCUCUACUCCGUCACCAGGGACAGCCCCAAGGGGGUGAUGAGUGGGGCCUCGCUUUGCAAUUCCCAGCGCCAGAUCUUUCCCAUCUAAGCAAUAAUGGGAGGAGGGGGCCAGAGCCGGGGACACUCAGGGACACUGUCAGGGGCAGGGGCCCCACUUGGUAAUGUUUUCUUUAGGAAGAAAAAAAAAACUGGCUGUAAACAUAAAUUAUAUUUCUUGGAGAAAGAA